Molecule: messenger RNA, 1864 nt
Organism: Pipistrellus kuhlii (Kuhl's pipistrelle)
Lineage: Eukaryota; Metazoa; Chordata; Mammalia; Chiroptera; Vespertilionidae
Gene: TMEM100
Product: transmembrane protein 100
Exons: 3
Coding region: 656-1063 (135 amino acids)
Biological process (GO): cellular response to BMP stimulus
Source: RefSeq, a predicted model, not a curated record
CUUUAACUUCAUUGUUUGAGAGGGUGAGGUGUUAUGCCCUAGGUGUCUGAAUGUUUAAAAUAUCUUGCUUCUUAAAGAAGCCACAAAUCCUCACAGGGCAGGACCCUGUGACAGACCCAUGAAUCAGAAUAUACCUUUAACAACCCCUCACCCCCUCCCCUUGUGAAUUUUAUGCUCAUUAAAGACUAGGGUUCAAGCCAACGAGUUCUCUCUUUCUGUGUGACCUUUGUCAGAUUACUUACCCUCUCUGGGCCUCAUUGAUAAACUAUCGGUAAACUCAGGUAUAAACUCACUAGUAAGCCAGGGAGCAGAUGUGUUCAUGCGGGCGUGCUGCCCGUUUCCAGCCCAUAGGAGAAGCUCUGCAAAUGACAGUGAUGACGAUAAUGUCAACACGGCCAGAGUGACCUCCUCCCAGAGAGAAGAUUUGUUUCAGUGACGGACAUGCUGUCACGGGCUCUUUUCCCAGAAGCUGACCAGAAGAAGCUGAGGCUCUGAGGUUUCUCCCAGCCCCCGCCCCCACCCACCCACCACCACCACCAACGAAGUAGAGUGGUUUCCCUGCUAAUGGAUUGCUUCUCCCUGAGAAACGGCCUCCACCCUGGUGAGAGCCCCAAGGUCUAGUCUGUGAACUCAGCUGGGAAACACCGCUGUAAAAAUGACCACUGAAGAGCCUGUCAAGGAGAUUCUGGGAACCCCAACACCUCCCAAGCCGGGAACAACGGAGAAGAGCCCCAAGAGUGAAGUCGUAAUCACCACGGUCCCUGUGGUCAGCGAGAUCCAGCUGAUGGCCGCCACCGGGGGCGCUGAGCUCUCCUGCUACCGCUGCAUCAUCCCCUUCGCCGUGGUGAUCCUCAUCACCGGGAUAGUGGUCACAGCCGUGGCUUACAGCUUCAACUCCCACGGCUCCAUCAUCUCCAUCUUGGGCCUGGUCCUUCUCUCCUCGGGACUCUUCUUGCUGGCCUCCAGCGCCUUGUGCUGGAAGCUGAGACAGAGGCACAAGAAAGGCAGGCGACGCGAGAGCCAGACAGCGCUCAUGGCAAAUCGGAGGAGCUUGUUUGCUUAGGACUGAAAGAGACCGAGUGAGGCCCGAGGCUGCGCAUCCUGCCUCCCCUGCGUCAACCAGUGCACCCCCAACUCCUGUGGGAGAGGUCGGACUUGGCACAGGAGCGGACGAGGGGAAUUGGAGUGGGUGGAGGAGGGGUGGGGGGCAGAUCCUCAUGUGGGAGAAAUGACUUGUAUCUUCUCUAAUGACAAACUUAACUCUAAGGGCUAUUUCUCAGAUUGCAGAAUAAGCUUUUUCUCCACAUUAAACCUUGUCAGGGUCAUGGGAGGUGUGCAGCAUGAGACAGCAUUUGGUUCACCUUGGAAAGGAGCCAAGAAAAGACGGGAAAACAAUUGGAUGGUUCUGGCACACAACCCACAACCUAGGUAUGUGACCCGUCUCCCUGUGAAAUAACCCACAGGCAUAAGAAGCUGUAUCGCAAACAUGUGCUGCCGAGAGUCUCCAUGGCCUUGGACUUGGCAUACUUCUAUGAAAUUCUGUGAUAACUUGUUUUUUCAAUAAGUUGAUUGUCUGGCACCUGUUUUACUUGUUUUUCAGUAACUCAUGACUGACUGGUGGUACUUUCUCUUGAAGAAUAAACUAAUGUUUUUUAUGUUUUAACGUUGGACAAUGUUAGAUGAUUAUAGUGAUGUAUCCAAAGUAAGAAAGAGGUGAAAGGUAAAACUACUAGAUGACAUAGGAUAGGGGAUUAAAUUAAUAUUAAAAUAACCCAAUAUAGCACUUUUGAUGAUUUUUAUAUAAAAGUUUAAUGUACAUUUUAUUCGAAAUAAUAAAUACUCAUUGCUGCUGACACUUCUUAAA